UCUCUGUGCUCUGCUCACUCCAUCUCACUGGUUCGUGUUGUCUGCAAUCACGGGUAGGUGAUGAAUCCGCGGCUAUUCAAUGCCAAUCUCCUCUUCGCACCACUAUAAGAAGGCCUGCUUGCCGGUAUCCAUUCCCCCGUUCCAAUAGUUCCAUUCUCUCGCCUCUGUUUUCCUUCUUGUGCUUUCUUCUUUGAACAUUGAGUUCUACCUCGGAUCUCAAGUUGUUGUUGCCUUUAGCUUCUGUUAGAUUAUACUCUGCUCAACAUUUGAUCCGGCGGUCUGCGUAACUGUUCCAUCUACUUUGUUGCUUACCCAAUCUCACCAUGGCCUUUCUUGCUUACCACCCUGACAAACUUGGGUUUCUUCUCGUGAUGCUGUGCUGCUUCCUGUCAACGACAUGCUCUGUGAGGGUUCCACCAGCCAACUUCGUCUUCGGGGACUCACUGGUCGAUGUUGGAAACAAUAACUACAUCACCACCUUCUCCAAGGCCAAUUACGUACCCAAUGGCAUUGACUUCCCAGGCCAUGAACCCACCGGCCGCUACACCAAUGGCCGAACGAUCGUUGACAUUCUAGGUCAAGCUCUUGGUCUCAUGGAGUUCACUCCUCCUUUUCUUGCUCCAAGCACCGCAGGAGAUGUGGUGCUCAACGGCGUGAACUAUGCCUCUGGAGGAGCAGGAAUCCUCAACAAGACGGGGAAUCUCUUUGUCGGACGCAUCAACUUGGACGCACAAAUCGACAACUUCGCAAACACGAGGGAAGACAUCGUCGCCCGCCUCGGAUCACCUGCUGCUUCCGCGCUGCUGCGAAGCGCUCUGUUCUCCGUCACCAUCGGCGCCAAUGACUUCAUCAACAAUUACCUCACGCCGCUGCUGUCGGUGCCGGAAAGAGCAGCAGUCCCUCCCGAUGUCUUCGUCGAGGCCAUGAUCGCCAGAUACAGACAUCAGCUUACCAGGCUGUAUCACCUGGACGCCAGGAAGCUCGUCGUGGUCAACGUUGGUCCUAUAGGCUGCACUCCAUACUUGAGGGAAGUCUACCCAUCGGCAACAGGAGACAACUGCGUCGACUUCCCCAACCAGUUAGCUCGACACUACAACGGGAGGUUGAGAGAUCUGGUGGCGGAGCUGAACACCAACCUGGAGGGAGCGGUGCUGGUGUACGCGGACGUCUACCGCAUUGUAACAGAGAUCAUUCGGGAUCAUGGAAUCUAUGGCUUUGAGGUCGCAGAUUCUGCGUGUUGCUUCGUCAACGGGCGAUACGGCGGCCUCACACCGUGCGGCCCUUCGUCGGCGGUCUGCGCCGACAGAUCCAAGUACGUGUUUUGGGAUCCCUACCACCCUUCUGACGCUGCAAAUGUGGUGAUAACAGAACGAUUGCUCGGUGGCGGCUUGGAUGACAUCUCUCCCAUGAAUGUGCGGCAGCUGGUUGAUGCACGAGGCACUGAUCCUCCAUGAAACGAAGCUACUUGUCGCGUCCGGACCUGGAACCGUCUUGGAGAAUGUUAUCGGGUCGGGUUCAUGUAAGAACAAAAUCCAUAUGAUAAUCCAAUAUGGAUCCGGAUCUGAUAAUUUUCGAUCACCGAUUUAGUAUCGUGUUAUAUAUGCACCUUAUGGUUAUGAAACCAUGAUCCGCAUCCAAUUUGAUAAAGCUUUUCUGGAUCCAGAACCGUGUGGAUCCAUGAAAGGUUGGAUCGGAUCUUAGGUUAUCGGAUCCGACACCCGAAGGAUUGGGAAGGAUCAAGGCUUGUUUGCCGGUGCCUUGCACCAUAAGAAUAUCUUACUGGGAAGGAAGGUCUUCUUACCCACAUGAGGAUACAGCUCUUCUGGCCAAUCUGGAUUAAAAAAAGAUCAUUCGUUACGUGUUUGGUGUCGAUGGGGCCUAGUUUAGCUCCGUGCUCUUCGCCAAUUGUUGAGAGGUGUUUGAGAUGGUAUCAUUCGAUGGGUAAGUAAAACUAGAGAGUUUUCAUUAUUAACUUAAAGGCACUCCAAUCAAUUUUUACUUAUACCUUCUCUACACACAUAUGUAGUGGGGCCUACAUUGGUUUCGAGCUUUCUGCCAAUUAUGAAACGGUGUUGUGCAGAGGUAGAGUUUUCCUAUUUACCCAUCGAUGGUCUAGUUGUACCUCUCCUAUAUAUAUACAUAA
Messenger RNA from Musa acuminata AAA Group (dessert banana), 2143 nucleotides. Its product is annotated as GDSL esterase/lipase At4g16230-like. Gene Ontology annotation, molecular function: hydrolase activity, acting on ester bonds. Bases 324 to 1454 code for a protein of 376 amino acids. NCBI's taxonomy places the organism in Eukaryota, Viridiplantae, Streptophyta, Magnoliopsida, Zingiberales, Musaceae. The record is from RefSeq and is a predicted model, not a curated record. The transcript is spliced from 4 exons.